AUGGUGGAUAGAUACGAUUUCUGGCGUAUCAUGACAACCAUCUUUAAGACCAGGAAGUUGUGGUCGGUGAUUGAAGCCGGUGUUCCAGAUCGACCAGUUGAGGGAGAGGAGACUCCCGCCGUGUUGCGCUUAAAAACUCAAUGGGAGGAAGCGUCAACAAACGAUAUGAUGGCGUUGCAAAUUUUGCAGACAGCCGUGUCGGAUCAAAUUUUCUCUCGCAUAGCACCAGCGAAAACAUCAAAGGAGGCUUGGGAUUCUCUGCAAUCCGAAUACCAAGGUUCUCCUCAAGUACGAUUGAUCAAACUUCAAUCGCUAAGAAGAGAGUACGAAAAUUUGAAGAUGAACGACGGUGACAACAUAAAGAAGAUUCUCAUAUCUCUCCCAGCGAGAUUUGACAGCAUUGUGGCUGUGUUGGAGCAAACAAAGGAUCUGAGUUUGCUGCCUGUGACAGAUUUGCUGGGAACUCUUAAGGCACACGAGAAGCGUGUGGAAGUCCGAAACGAGAACAUGACAGAAGGGGUGUUUUUUGCUAAAUCAAGAGGAGGAGGCAAAUCUGGGUUCAAAACAGACAACGACAAGGGUCAUGGAUCUCAAGGCAAAGGAAAGAGAUGGUGUAAGUUCUGUAAGAAGGAAAAUCACACCGAAUCUCAUUGCUUCAAGAAGUUGAAGACUCAAAACCAGGCGAAGAUGGUGAAUGGCUUACCAAGUUUCAAAGUGAAUCAAGAAGUGUGUGGAGCAUGUAAGCGUGGAAAGCAAGCAAGAGAUGCUUUCCCAAAGGAAUCUCAAACAAAAACAAAGGAGAAACUUGAGAUUGUUCACACAGAUGUUUGCGGACCGAUGCAAACAAUGUCACUUAACGGAAGCCGGUACUUCUUGUUGUUUGUUGAUGAUUACAGUCACGUGUGUUGGACAUACUUUCUUAAAAACAAGUCAGAAGCAUUUGGGGUGUUUAAGAUGUAUAAAGCCAUGGUGGAAACUCAAUCUGGAAGCAAGAUAAAGGUGCUUCGAUCUGAUGGUGGUGGUGAAUUCACAUCGAGUGAAUUCAAUGAAUUCUGCAACCAAUGGGGAAUCGAGAGGCAGAUAACGGCUCCUUACUCACCUCAACAGAACGAAAGAACCGAUCUCUAG
Molecule: messenger RNA, 1128 nt
Organism: Microthlaspi erraticum
Lineage: Eukaryota; Viridiplantae; Streptophyta; Magnoliopsida; Brassicales; Brassicaceae
Source: the annotation of a GenBank genome assembly